Myodes glareolus (Bank vole) is the source of this 2086-nucleotide messenger RNA. Lineage: Eukaryota; Metazoa; Chordata; Mammalia; Rodentia; Cricetidae. The record is from RefSeq and is a predicted model, not a curated record.
ACAGAGAUCCUCCUGCCUCUACCUCCUGAGUGCCAGGAUUUCAGGCAUGUGCCACCACCACCCUGCUUUCAACACGGGCAUUCUUAAUUCCUAAUCUCUCUCACCUGGAGACAAAACUCAUUAACCCUUGCAUCAUUCUGCUAGCCUCUCUCCUCAGAACUGCUGUGCCCCCACCCCCACCUCCUAUGACCCUCAUCGUCUCCCGUGCACCCCGACUCUGUUCCUGCAUCAGCUGCCUUUGCUUCACUUUCCAGGAGAAAGCUCCCCUCAGGUAUUCCUGUCUGCCCCAGCUGCUUCUCGGGAGCUCUUGUUCUGAACCACUGACUCUAUCCCACUCCUAUUAGUUUGUCCGCUCCCCACAGUGGCAGAGUGAGGGAAGCAAGAAUAUACAGUCUGCACAUAAACGCUAAAGCUCUCUUCUGGAGGUAGUUCCUGACUGCUUCACCCACAACAACGGAAGGAGGGGGGGCAACAACGCUGGGCACACAGUCGUGGUGGACGGCAAGGAGUAUGACUUUCAUCUGCUGCCCAGCGGCAUCAUCAACACCAAGGCCGUGUCAUUCAUUGGCCACUGUGAUUAAUGGCAUGCUCCACCAGACCCAGCCUCAACUAACUUUCUUAUACAGUCCAAGCUCACCUGCCUAGGCAUGGCACCAUGCACGGCAAUGGUGUGGUCAUCCACUUGCCGGGCUUGUUUGAAGAGGCGGAGAAGAAUGAGAAGAAGGGGCUGAAGGACUGGGAGAAGCGGCUCAUCAUCUCUGACCGGGCCCACCUUGUGUUUGACUUCCACCAGGCAGUGGACGGACUGCAGGAGGUACAGCGUCAAGCCCAGGAGGGGAAGAACAUCGGCACCACCAAGAAGGGGAUUGGACCAACUUACUCCUCCAAAGCUGCCCGGACGGGCCUCCGCAUCUGUGACCUCCUGUCCGAUUUUGACGAGUUUUCCGCCAGAUUCAAGAACCUGGCCCACCAGCACCAGUCCAUGUUCCCCACUCUGGAAAUAGAUGUGGAAGGUCAACUCAAGAGGCUCAAGGGUUUUGCUGAGCGAAUCAGACCCAUGGUUCGAGAUGGUGUCUACUUCAUGUAUGAGGCACUUCAUGGCCCCCCCAAGAAGAUCCUAGUGGAAGGAGCCAACGCAGCCCUCCUUGACAUUGAUUUCGGGACCUACCCCUUUGUGACUUCUUCCAACUGCACCGUGGGCGGCGUGUGCACAGGCCUGGGUAUCCCGCCUCAGAACAUAGGUGAUGUCUAUGGUGUAGUAAAGGCCUACACCACCCGUGUGGGCAUUGGGGCCUUCCCCACGGAGCAGAUCAACGAAAUUGGAGAUCUGCUACAGAACCGUGGCCAUGAGUGGGGGGUGACCACAGGCAGGAAGAGACGCUGCGGCUGGCUGGACCUGAUGAUCCUAAGAUAUGCUCACAUGGUUAAUGGCUUCACUGCGCUGGCCUUGACCAAGCUGGACAUCCUGGAUGUCCUGAGCGAGAUUAAAGUUGGCAUCUCCUACAAGCUCAAUGGGAAGAGGAUUCCUUAUUUCCCUGCUAACCAGGAGAUUCUGCAGAAGGUGGAGGUAGAGUAUGAAACACUGCCUGGAUGGAAAGCAGACACCACUGGCGCCAGGAAAUGGGACGACCUUCCACCGCAGGCCCAGAGCUAUGUGCGGUUCGUGGAGAAUCACCUGGGAGUUGCAAUCAAAUGGGUCGGCGUUGGGAAGUCCAGAGAGUCCAUGAUCCAGCUGUUCUAGAUGCCGAGCAGAAGCCAGCGGGCCACACUGCGCCGCCCCGCCAUGAGCGAGCAGCUGCAGCCAAGAUCCUCUGCGGCGCGGUCAACACCUUCAACGCGACAAUCGGAAGCCACUUCCCAUGCUUUUAUUUUUCUAUGUACGUCUUCAGCUCGACCCACUGCAUUCUGCGACAAUUUAAAGUGUGUGAAAGGAGCACUGUGCACACUUUUUAAAAAUCUGCUUUUAAAAUGAGCCUAAGUGCCUAAGUGCUCAACACAGGGGCCUUCAAUGACUGAUUGUCAAUGGCAUGUGUUUAGUUGGAGCCGUGUCGUAAUAAACGUAUACCCAGGAGCCACCGGGAAGUUA